AUGAUAUAUAGAAAAAUUAAUACGAUAUCUAAAAAGAAGAAAUAUCUUUUCAAUUUACUAUAUCAGGGUCAUCGAACUUUAACAUCGAAACAAGUUUUCGAACGCGAAUUAAAAUAUGGCGCUCAUAAUUAUGAUCCAAUUCCUAUCGCUUUAUGCAGAGGGGAAGGACCUUUUGUGUGGGACGUUGAGGGGAAGCGUUAUUAUGAUUUUUUAAGCGGUUUCUCUGCAGUUAAUCAAGGUCACUGUCAUCUAAGAAUUUACAAAGCUUUGACAAAUCAAGCGAAACUCUUAACAUUAUGUUCAAGAGCACUUUAUUCAAACACAUUGGGAGAAUUAGAAGAAUACAUUACAAAAAUUUUUGGAUAUGAUAAAUGGCUUCCUAUGAACACGGGAUUGGAGGGUGGUGAAACAGCUUGUAAGUUGGCACGAAGAUGGGGUUAUGAUCGCAAAGGUAUACCACAUUAUAAGGCGAAAAUUGUUUUCCCAGAAGGUAAUUUUUGGGGAAGAACAAUGAACUCGAUAUCUUCUGGCUCGAAUCCGACUUCUUUCCGUGGAUUCGGUCCUUUUAUGCCUUUCGAAAUCGUUCCAUUUAACAAUCUCUCGAGUCUUCAAAAAACUUUAACAGAUCCUAAUGUUUGCGCUUUUAUGGUAGAACCUAUUCAAGGAGAAGCUGGUGUUAUCAUACCAAAGGAUGGAUAUUUAAGAGGAAUUAGAGAAUUAUGUACAAGAUAUAACGUGUUGUGGAUAGCUGACGAAGUGCAAACUGGUUUAGGCAGAACAGGGAAAAUGUUAGCUGUGGAUUAUGAAAAUGUGAAACCGGACAUUUUGAUUUUGGGUAAAUCUCUGUCAGGUGGUUUCUAUCCAAUAUCGGGUAUAUUGGCCAAUGAUUCUGUGAUGUUGACUAUAAAGUCUGGAGAACACGGUUCGACUUUUAGUGGCAAUCCUUUAGCGAGCAAAAUCGCUAUUGAAGCGCUUCGUGUGAUUUUAGAUGAGAAAUUAGCAGAAAAUGCUGAUAAACUUGGAAAUAUUGUCAGAUCUGAACUUAAGAAACUUCCAACAAACGUGGUUAAUGAAGUUCGUGGAAAAGGUCUACUUAACGGUAUAGUUAUCAAUGAUAAAAUUGAUAUUGUAAACGUAUGUUUAAAAUUAAAAGAUGAAGGUUUAAUCGCGAAACCGACACAGAAUCACGUAAUCAGAUUAAUGCCUCCGCUGGUUAUAACUGAAUCGCAAAUACGAGAAUCUAUGGAUAUUAUUUCCCGAGUUAUUAAUCAAUUCUCUAAAUGAUACGCAUAUACAUAUAAGUAUACGUUUUAAAUUUAUGUAUAUAUU
Molecule: messenger RNA, 1329 nt
Organism: Apis laboriosa (Himalayan honeybee)
Lineage: Eukaryota; Metazoa; Arthropoda; Insecta; Hymenoptera; Apidae
Product: ornithine aminotransferase, mitochondrial-like
Exons: 4
Coding region: 1-1284 (427 amino acids)
Cellular component (GO): cytoplasm
Molecular function (GO): L-ornithine transaminase activity; pyridoxal phosphate binding; identical protein binding
Source: RefSeq, a predicted model, not a curated record